Messenger RNA from Epinephelus fuscoguttatus (brown-marbled grouper), 3338 nucleotides. It is a transcript of the gene rom1a, whose product is annotated as retinal outer segment membrane protein 1a. NCBI's taxonomy places the organism in Eukaryota, Metazoa, Chordata, Actinopteri, Perciformes, Serranidae. Gene Ontology annotation, biological process: visual perception. The record is from RefSeq and is a predicted model, not a curated record. The coding region runs from base 194 to 1237 and encodes 347 amino acids. Gene Ontology annotation, cellular component: membrane. The transcript has 5 exons.
GCCAAAUCCAGUGUGCCAAAUCCACUGCGUGGCACACUGGACGUUGCAUAGUGGUCGGUGGAGAUAACUGGACUUUUUUCAGCACUUUUUGGGAAGACAAAUAAGACAUAGCAGCACAGCAUCGGCCCUCGUUGGCUCAUCGCUCUCCUUCCCCUAUUCCCCGCGGUGAGACUGGGAUUCCCUCGCUGCAACCAUGGUGGUGAUGAAGAUGAAGUUCCCCUUUCAGAAAAGGGUGAAGCUAGCCCAGGGACUGUGGCUCCUCUCCUGGUGUGCCACAGUGGCCGGGGCUAUCACCUUCACCCUGGGCUGCAUCCUCAAGACGGAGCUCCGCAGGAGGGCAGAGGUAAUGGAUAACUCGGACAUACACGUUGUGCCCAACACCCUCAUGAUCGUUGGUCUGGCCUCGUUGGGUAUCAACUACUUUGCGUCAAAGAUCUGUCAGGAUGCUCUGGAUGCCGGUCGAUUUCCCCGCUGGAAGAGCAUGUUGAAGCCCUAUUUUGCUGUCUCUUGUUUCUUCACCGUCCUCAUGCUGCUGGCUGUCAUCAUGAGCUAUGCAAUGAAGGGCAGUCUGGAGUCUUCUCUGAAGGCCGGCCUGAGGAACGGCAUCCGCUUCUACAAGGACACUGACACCCCAGGCCGCUGCUUCCAGAAACAGAACAUCGAUCGCCUGCAGAUGGAGUUUCAGUGUUGUGGAAACAAUGACUUCAGGGACUGGUUUGAGGUCCAGUGGAUCAGUAACCGCUACCUUGACUUCAGCACUAAGGAAGUGAAAGACCGCAUCAAGAGCAACGUGGAUGGCCGUUACUUGGUAGAUGGAGUCCCAUUCAGUUGCUGCAACCCCAGCUCUCCACGGCCAUGCAUCCAGUAUCAGCUCACCAACAACUCAGCUCACUAUAACUAUGAUUACCAAACCGAGGAGCUCAACAUCUACCUCCGAGGCUGCAGAGAGGCCCUGGUCAACUACUACAUGGGCCUGAUGAACACCAUUGGGGCUGGAGUACUGUCAGUCUUCCUCUUACAGGGCUCUGUGCUGGUGAGCUUGCGCUUCCUGCAGACCGCCAUGGAUGCAGUGGCAGGGAAUGAAAACACAGAGAUUGAGACAGAAGGGUACUUGCUGGAGAAAUCAGUGAAAGACACCGUCAUGGAGUACAUCGGACCUGUGUUGAAGUUCCUCCUGCUUACGAACCAGGUGGAGGAAGGCGCUGCUGCUGAAGGCGCAGCUCCAGCAGCUAAAUAAACCAUAAAUGAUGUACACACAUGUAAAUAAUUUUUACACAGAGAAGGCAACUAAUGAAUGAUAAUUGAUUAUUUAAAUCUGAAAACAGAAUAUGAAUUUCACAGAUAUAGGGAUAGUAUUUUUUAUUGUCCGAUGACCGUCACAGAAUAAGUACAUUUUUAUUACAUUACUGUACUUUCCCAUUCAAAUUCCAUAUGGGGAACUGAUACCCCCUUUGUUAAACACACACUGUAUCAAGGGUGUAGGUUUCGCUUACGUUGUUCUCAUGCACUGUUCGUAUGGUUACCUGCGAAAAGUAAUGCACCAGAAUUCGUAUAUAACCCACCUAAUCAUGAAGGAGGCUAGUGACAAAUGCGCUGACGGGAGUAAAGAAGGAAGUGGAAUAAAAAACGAAAAUCUGCAUACGGAUGCAGGUUGGGGUGGUGGAUAGAUCAAACAAACAUAGAUCUUUCCCCCAGGAGACUGGUGUUUGUGUCCCAUGUAAAAUGAAGUGAACUUUGAGUUAUUUUAAGGUACGACGUCAUGAUACGUUAAGCACAUAACUUUUAAGGCGCCCAACUGUAUUUCUUUUCCUAACCUACGUAACUUUAAGUACGUAAUAUGACAACACCCAAUCAUAACAUUUUCCUAAACUUAACCAAACCGAUAAUUCCGUAGGAUAUCAUACGAACAGUACCAGAGUUUGGGGGUCCCCCAUCUAAAAAGUUUUAGCAUCAAACACUGGAUUUUCUACAUUUGCAUCAAUUUGUGAUAUAAUUGUCUUCAAUUUUGUCAAAGUCCUCUGCUACUUUCAUGUUUUUAUUUGGGGGGACAAAUGCACAUGUUCUGAAUAUUGAGGGAAACAUGUCCCCUGCACCCCCCUCAACCCCCACCCCCUCAAUCUAUGCCUAUGUACUGUAUAACAUCAGAAAACAUACUCACCCACAUAAGUUAUUGUAAACACAUGAUUUCAACUAAAUUUGAUUUUUAAAAUUAUUUCUCUGCUUUGUUUUUUGGUGUUGAUGAUAAGCCCUUUAUUGUUAUAUUUGUUUACAGCUCCACAAAUACACAGAGUCACUUCACUGCUUUCUUUGGCUUUUGAAUGUGAUGUGCAUCGUUAAUUGCAUCCUCAAGAGUCUGUAUCCAAAGCAGUAAAACACAAAAAAUAUUUUCAGUCUUAUAAAACAAGGCUAUGAAGCUGACUGUAGAGUAAAAUGAAGCACAAUGCACUGCUCUGCAACAGGACUACCACAUAAUAUAACAGAAGCAGGGGCUUCUGGCAAAUGUUUGGGGCCCCACGGAAAAAACAUUUGGGGGAAAGGAGCCUCUGAUGGCCACUCAUUUUGGCACAUUUUACAAUCCUAAAGCUUUGACCUCCCUUAAACCUCAUAAAGGCACUAUACAGUGCACCGCCACUGCACCAAAACCCCCCUCGGGCCCCUUCUAGCUACCGUAUGACAGCUGGAUACCGAUAGUUAGGACAGGACCUCCUUUGCCUGGGGCCCCCCAGAGGCAAGGAUCAUCACUAAACAAAAGUCUUAUUAAAGUUUGAGGUCCCUAAUUGCCUUAUGGAGUGGAGUCACUUACUGCUUCUAUUUUUGUUAGACAUUAUCAUACUUCACCUGUCAGAUGUCACCGUCACUAACAGGUGCUCUGAGUCGCUAAUAGCUCCCUGCCUCUCUCGUCCCCAUCAGUGAAAGGAAUACAAAAGGAUUACGAAGAUAAUCGAUGUCAGUAAUGCAGUGAAAGCCAUUGAGUGUGUCCUCUGUUCUGACACCUUUGUUAAAGCUUUUAAUCCCAUUUGUUAAUACUCAACCUGCUGCCCUUGCAGUUAGACACCUGCGUCAGGUGAAUGUAAGAUGCAAAGUGAACUAUGAGCCAAGGCUUUGUUUGCUUAUGGAAAUUAAGUACUGGAAAACAUAUAUAUAUAAUACUGAGAUAUAAUUUUUCAAAUUCAGAUGAAUAAUUUGUGUUCUUUCCCCAUGUCUCCAGGCAGUUCAGUAAAUAUAAAGGGAAUUAUCCUACACUUUCUUUGUUUCUUUCUAAAAACACAAUAUUGGUUACCCUCUGAAAUCUAUUUCAACCCAUGUGAAUAGCUUUAUUAAAGGUCCUUUUAAAAACA